AUGCCUCGUGUCACUGAAAUGCCGGCGUCAACCCCCUCGUUUCCACAUCCGACCCGUACCUUCUCCUCGGAGUGCUCUUCUUGCAGCUCUAGUGUCGGGACCCUCGAUAUAUAUGAUUUGUCUUCCGCAUAUGUCAGAGCAAAAUAUACCAUACCUGAUGACGCAGCCUCCAUGCCCAGCUGGCAAACAUGCCAUCUUCUCUGCUCAAAGAUCAUGUCCCGACUGCUCGCUGCCGAGCUGGUUCGGAAAGUCGAUGCCUAUUACUACGGCAAAACGAAUGAUUUACGCACCGGAAUGGUCUUAUUAUUGACAGCUCAUCGUCGGCGAGAGGGCUGGGUCCAGGCCGAUGUAUCCUUGGCCGAUGGUACCCUGAUCAGCAGUGCCUUCGCUUUGUGCGUCCCGAAACCCACCCAGGAAAGUCGAGUCCGGUCCCUGGCAUCUCCGAUUGCUUUCAAAGACCCUCAGAUUCAACCAACUACAAACGACUUCAGAUUUCCGUUUGCCAAGCCAAUUCGAAAACCAAGCCCGCCUUCGGAUGACUUUUGA
Molecule: messenger RNA, 546 nt
Organism: Aspergillus uvarum CBS 121591
Lineage: Eukaryota; Fungi; Ascomycota; Eurotiomycetes; Eurotiales; Aspergillaceae
Exons: 1
Coding region: 1-546 (181 amino acids)
Source: RefSeq, a predicted model, not a curated record